UUAACGUAGGCAAAAAUGUUACGCCAGGUUUUCCGAUGUGGCAGCAGACGCAGUUACAGCUAUAAAUCUGUUCGUCGUCCUAACCUUGGUGCUCUAUCUGGCAAUGUCCAGUUGGAGCAGAGUCAAAAGCCGAAGCAGCCACCUGGAGCAAAUGCGAGACCGAAUGGUAACCUGGCCAAGCAGUUGGCCGCCAAAAUUCAAGCGACGGGGCCCAUUACCGUGGCCGAAUACAUGCGUGAGGUGCUAACGAAUCCCAAGGUCGGAUACUACAUGAAUCGGGAUGUGUUUGGACGGGAGGGUGACUUCAUAACAUCUCCGGAAAUAUCUCAGAUUUUUGGAGAGCUCGUGGGAAUCUGGUUGAUGAACGAAUGGCAGAAGCUGGGCAGUCCGUCGCCUUUCCAGCUUGUGGAAUUGGGACCGGGACGGGGCACAUUGGCCCGUGAUGUGCUUAAAGUGUUGUCCAAAUUCAAAAGUGGCGCUCAGUUCACCAUGCACAUGGUCGAGAUUAGUCCGUAUCUGAGCCAGACGCAAGCGCAACGCUUCUGCUACAAGCAUGAGGUCCUGGCAGAAGGGGAGCAGCUGCCACACUACCAAGUUGGUACUACGGCCACGGGUACGCAGGUGUUCUGGCAUCGUCGGCUGGAGGAUGUGCCAGCUGGGUUUUCUCUGGUGCUGGCGCACGAGUUCUUCGAUGCGCUGCCUGUGCACAAGCUGCAGCUGAUCGAUGGCCAGUGGCAGGAAGUGCUCAUUGACGUGGACACAAAGUCGACGACUGCUGAUUUCCGAUAUGUUUUGUCCAAGGCUCAGACACCCGUUUCGCAAUUGUUCAAGCCGCUGCCGCAGGAGCAGCGCACCUGCCUAGAGUACUCUCUUGAAGCGGAGCGACAUGUGGGCCUUCUGGCAGAGCGAUUAGAGCAGCAUGGGGGCAUCGCCUUGAUUAUGGACUACGGCCACUUUGGCGACAAAACAGACACGUUUCGAGGUUUCAAGCAGCACGCCCUGCACGAGCCACUACUGGCGCCAGGCACGGCGGAUCUCACAGUUGAUGUCGACUUCAGGCAUUUAAAGCAUGUCGCGGAGAUGCGCAGCCACAUCCACUGCUGUGGGCCAGUGCAGCAGGGUGACUUUUUGAGAAAUAUGCAGGGCGAAGUUCGCCUGCAGCAGCUCCUGGCCCAUGCGUUGCCCGAAAACCAGAGCAUCAUACGCUCCGGCUACCAGAUGCUUACCGAUCCAAACCAAAUGGGCAGCCGAUUCAAGUUCCUUGCCAUGUUUCCCGGCGUAGUGGCUGCCCACUUGGAGAAGUAUCCCGUGGCUGGCUUUGGAUAACAUAUGUUUUGUAUUUAAUAUAUAAAUGUUCUGUUUUAUGCACGAUCUACUAUAGUAA
This is a messenger RNA of Drosophila navojoa, 1384 nucleotides long. RefSeq names its product protein arginine methyltransferase NDUFAF7 homolog, mitochondrial. The record is from RefSeq and is a predicted model, not a curated record. Gene Ontology annotation, biological process: mitochondrial respiratory chain complex I assembly. Gene Ontology annotation, cellular component: mitochondrion. Lineage: Eukaryota; Metazoa; Arthropoda; Insecta; Diptera; Drosophilidae. Gene Ontology annotation, molecular function: protein-arginine omega-N symmetric methyltransferase activity.